AGGGUCUAGCUAAAGGAAACUCAUCAUCACAUUCAGUCUCCUUCAGGAUCUUCUGUAAAGAUGCCGACCACCAACAGAAUCAUCUCUGAAACCCAAAACUCAGAUAAAGUUUCGUCAGCAAAUAAAUCCAAAGCUGGAAACAAACCUACGGCAAAGGUCCCCGACUACGAGCCAAAUAUUCCAGAACCAAAAUGUCGAGCUGAUCUUAUCAAACACUGGGUCAGCCUGACUUUGGAUGACAGAACAGCCAAUAAGAUGCUGUGGAUCACUGAUGGUGGCGCUAAAGUCGCACGUAUGACUGAUGACGUCACAUGUCCAGUGUUAGAGCGACCAGAGCGAUACGAGUACACCCCACAGGUCCUCUGCAGGGAGGGCAUCGCGGGUUUCCGAGGAUACUGGGAGGUGCGGUCGGCCGGAUGGGUCGUGAUCGGAGUCGCGUUUGAACGAGCGGGAAGGAGGAACAGCGAAGGGCCCUGCGGCUUCGGGGAGAACCACGAAUCCUGGGGCCUGGAGUGGAGCGGCUCCGGCUACCAAGUCUGGCACCAGGGCCAGAAGGAAGAGAUCCACGGGAUUCCCCAUCACGCCACCAUCGGCGUGUACGCUGACCAGCCUGCUGGCUUACUGAGCUUCUACGCGGUUGAAGAGGAGGAAGAGGAAGGCGCAGUCAGAAAGGAGGUGAAACCUUUGCACCAGGUCAGGAGCAGCUUCCAGCAGAAGCUGCUGCCAGGAUUCUGGGUGGGAACAAACUCCUACUGCCUGAUCCUGCAGAAGGAGGAGUAGAUCAGAAAAUCAGAUCUAACAGGGAAUAAAACCGAAUUCAGGACAAGUAAGAGCUGCUGCAUCAACCUUAUUGAAAUUAUUCUUCUUUUUAAAAAAGUUUGCCAACCUUGAAACCCAUUUAUGGUUCAAUAUUCAUAGAUUCACUUUUUUUUUCUUUUUUUUUUUUUGUAUAUUUCUCUUUGUAAAGUAAAUCCAAAAUUCACUUUCUUUAUCAUAGAGUUUGAAGAAACCUGCUUGGGGAAACCAGGGCUCCAAUUCAUAGAGAAUAUAUUUGGUUUAUGCUUCCAGUUAAAUGCUAUUUUGCAUACUGGUAAAAUGAACAAAGUACACUUAAGUAGGAACUUUGUAAAGACUGCAGAGUGAAUUAAAUUUGUUUUAUUUAGCAAGAAUCUCUGAAAGUUAGAAAUAAAAAUCACUUUUUGUUGUUUUUAUUGAUACUGCAGGGAGUUUCGUCACAUAAACUCAAAGCCUUUUAUAGAAUAGUAGAUGUGUUGGUUGCACAAUCUUUAAAAACAGAAGUAAAGGGAGCUACAUAACAUAAUACACUAAGAAAUUCAUCAGGAGUAUUUUUAACCGCUCUAUGUUGGUGCCAAUAUGUUUUGUAUCAGAUAAUUGUGUUUUAUCCAAUGUUGAUUGAAUGAAAAAGUUUAAAUAAAUGACAUACCACCAAA
This is a messenger RNA of Poecilia reticulata (guppy), 1451 nucleotides long. Its product is annotated as stonustoxin subunit beta-like. NCBI's taxonomy places the organism in Eukaryota, Metazoa, Chordata, Actinopteri, Cyprinodontiformes, Poeciliidae. The record is from RefSeq and is a predicted model, not a curated record. Gene Ontology annotation, molecular function: protein binding.